UAGACAUACAUAAAAUGACGUUCUUGUCCCUCAUCUGCUUCUCUUCCUCUUCUUCUUCCUUUCCUGAUUUCUCUGAAUUCUGAAUUCUCUCUCUGUAUAUUAUCUCUCUCUGUCAAAUCCAUACACAUAAAACAGGGAAAAUAUACCCAGAAAAUAUAAAAAUCCGAAAAAAUAGAACAGCUGCUUGAAAAAGGAGCAGUUUCAGGAAAAGAGCUUGGAUCCGAUACGUCGGACCCAUUUGCUAGCUCUUUCUCCCUCUGGUUCUUGAAUUUUGCUUCCUUCUUCUUCAUUUACAAGAGAGGGAGACCCACAUUCAUGUUUCUUCAUUGUUAAUCAUCUUCUUUUUUUUUUUCAUUCAAUACCCAAAAAGGUGAACUUAAUUUCUUGUGUUCAACUUGGAAUUUGCAUCAUCAAAUGGUACAGCAGCAACUCGCAGUGAGAUCGCACUGAGCUGAGUCAUAAUAAUGGGUGGUUGUGUAUCAACUCCAGCGAGCACAAUCAGGGCAGGGAAGAAACACCGUCAUCGCCAUAGAAAAUACCAUAGAAAGAAUUCAAACUCAGUUCUAGUAGGAACCAGGAAAAGAAACAGUGAUGCACGGGUGACAGAUAUUGCUGUUAGUGAGUUUGUUCAUACAACUACAACCUCUGCAAGAUCUGAGGUCUCCAGUUCCACAUUCCAUCUUACUCAGUUGCAGUGGCAACAUAAUCAAAUAGAUGCUAAUGUUAUUUGUCAAGAAGAAGCAUGGUUUGACACGCACAGCAUUUUGGAGUCCGACUCAGAUGAUGACUUCAGUAGUGUUCAUGGAGAUAUUUUCCCCAACAUGUCAAAUGGACAAGUACUUCAGUAUGAAACUUCAUCAUGCUUUAUGGAUAGCAAACUCAAGUACAAAGAAUACCAUGAGAAAUAUCUCAAGAUAGACGGCAGUAAAACAGAGAAGGUUUUGAGCAAAGAUGUAGUUCAGGAUCCAAAAGGACUUGCAGUUUUAAGUGCUCAAGACUAUAUUCCAUCGCUAGGGAAGGGUGAAGACCUUGGCACCAAAAAGAAGAAGAACUUGGAUCGUGCCUAUGCAAGUUUUAAAGGUGUAAAAAAGGAUAAAUUGCAGGAGAAAACUCAGGAGAAGGUGUUCAAGUCUGUCUUACCGAAGCUGGUUAGUUCAUUGAGUUUCAGUGACAAAACCAUUAGUGCAUCGAAUUCAGGCCUACAUUCUCAAGUAAAGAAAUCAACUAUUAUAAGGCUUUCUCUGAAGAGGACGUCUGUUGAUGGAGAAGAAAAGAACGAAUUUUGUUCUUCAAGAAAGUAUCUUGUCCGCCCCAGGGCUGGGCACGUAAUUCCUUGUUGCACAGAAGAAAAGCUCAUUGCAGGAAGUUGGUCAAAGAUUGAGCCCUCAAACUUUAAGCUCCGUGGUGAUAGUUAUUUCAAAGAUAAGAGGAAAAGCCCUGCUCCUAAUAUGUCUCCUUAUAUUCCAAUUGGGGUCGACUUAUUUGUUUGCCCAAGAAAGAUCAAUCAUAUCGCACAGCACAUUGAGCUUCCUUCUAUAAAAGGAGAUGGAAGAAUACCUCCGUUACUAAUUGUUAACAUUCAGUUGCCUACUUAUCCGGCUCCAAUGUUCCUUGGUGAUGCUGAUGGGGAAGGCUUGAGCCUUGUAAUAUAUUUCAAACUUUCUGAAAGUUUUGAGGAGGACAUUUCCCCCCAGUUUCAGGACUUCAUCAAGAGAUUCGUCGAAGAUGACAUGGAAAAGGUUAAAGGAUUUGCGAAAGAAUCAAUUAUUCCUUUCAGAGAGAGAUUUAAGAUUAUGGUUGGGUUGGUGAAUCCAGAUGAGCUUGUUUCAAGUGCAACCGAAAGGAAGCUUUUGAAUGCUUACAAUGAAAAGCCUGUGCUUUCCCGCCCUCAACACAACUUUUAUCAGGGCCCAAAUUACUUUGAAGUUGAUCUUGAUAUUCAUCGCUUCAGCUACAUAGCUAGAAAGGGGCUUGAUGCUUUUAGAGAACGUUUACAACAUGGAAUAGUUGAUUUUGGUUUAACAAUUCAGGCACAGAAGCCAGAGGAGUUGCCUGAGAAAGUGCUUGGUUGUGUUAGAUUGAACAAAAUUGAUUUUGUUGAUCGUGGCCAAAUACCCACGCUUGUGAGAGUUGAGGAAGAUUCGUGUUCAGAUUAAUACAACUAAUUACCCGCAUAUUGCAUGGGGAAGUAGAUGUUAGUGUAUCUUGAGCUCUAUGUAUAUAGCUCAAUUGUUUUGAAAAAUACACACAUUCAAUAUUAAAUACGCUCCCGUUGCUAUGAAGUAAUAGUGGAUGCAGUGGCACUCCGAACUCACUGACUUAACAUCCUUGAUUUGCUUCUGCACUCAAGCCAUUCCGACUUUCUAUAAUGAGAAAAAACAUGAGGAGAAUAAAGUUGCUAUCUGAUAGAUGAAUAGAAAGUUAUCAUGUUCAAUACGCUGACUCUGUAACAUCAAAAUUCACAGUGCAAGAUGGCUUGGCUGUUGUUAGAUAGGUUGCCUUCUGAAAAUCUGGUCUCGUGGACAAAGAUGAUAUCUGCAUAUACUGAAAAAAGGCUUGUAGAGGCAUCUGAGUUAAUACAUUUGAAUGGAGGAAGAUGGUUCGAGCCUUGAUAUUGUUGCUUCUAUUAGCAUUCUAGCUGUCUGUACUGAUAUUGUAUGCUUAGUUUGAUAAAAGGAGUGCUGAGUGUAUGAUCCCAUUGUGAGUGUAUGUACAAGGUUAAUACUCUAGUUUGCAUUGCCUUCAUUGAUGAGUAUGCUAAGCAUGGGAGAUUGAUUUAGGUCUGAGGAGAUAUAUUGGUUUCUUGGAAUGUUGAUACAUGGUUAGCUUUACAUGGAUAUGGAAAGAAGGCAGACUUUUCGCCA
Messenger RNA from Nicotiana attenuata, 2864 nucleotides. RefSeq lists its product as uncharacterized. Bases 465 to 2156 code for a protein of 563 amino acids. Lineage: Eukaryota; Viridiplantae; Streptophyta; Magnoliopsida; Solanales; Solanaceae. The transcript is spliced from 10 exons. The record is from RefSeq and is a predicted model, not a curated record.